ACUCGACUCACAUGACCGCUUUUGACGUUUUGACAGGUGUUGCUUUUUCCAAUAAAGGGAGGCAAGAUGAGUUACGGUAUGGUGUCGGCCAUGGCCAUUAUACCGGUACGCGGCUUCUUCGGGUAUAUACCAGGUACUGAUUGAUUGGACUUUGUUCAGAUUUGUAUUUCAAGCAAGAUGACUUCAUCAUCGAUUCUAGUGGGUCUGUUGUGCGCUUCGGGCAGCGCAGUGUUCAACGGGAGUUUUACGUCCCUCUUUAAAACCGAAAAGAUGCGAGUCGUGGAGAUUCAUCCCAUGGUGUUCCAGCUCUAUGUCUGCCAAGGAAUCUUUCUCUCUUCCUUUCUCGUCGUACCAUUUCUUUCGUUCAAUGAAAGCAUUCAGUCUGAUUUUGGGACUGCAUUCCAACUCAGCGGAAUGGGCAUGGUGGCGGGAUUUCUGUUUGUCGUGGCAGUUUCUGCAAGUUUCUUGGCGGUCAAUGAUAUCGGUGUUGCCUUGGCACAAGGGAUCUGGGGUGGCGGGGCGAUGCUGGUAUCCUACCUUUGGGGAGUCCUUGUCUUUGGCGAAAUACCCUCCAAGCCAUUGCUGUCUUUUACGGCAUUGCUCGUCUUGAUUGCCGGAGUGAUUGCCGUGGCUUUUAGCGAGACGAUUGGAGAGAAACUCUUUGCCAGGCUACUAUCCUCCAACGAGAGUACUCCUCUUGUAUCUGCGACAGCAGAUGGAAAUUCCACAGUGGCAGCAGAGUCAUCGCCCAACUGCAUUCGCGGCGUUCUGUGGGCAAACCUCGUGGGUCUCUCGGGAGGAUCCAUCCUGGCUCCGCUACACUACGUCCCGCCAGCAAAACAGGGCCUCGUCUUUCUACCCUCCUUUGGCAUUGGCACCUUCCUCCUAUCUCCCAUGUUCUUUUUGGCGUUUACAAGGGUCACAAGAGAGGUCCCUCCCUUGCAUUGGAAAGAGGCUCUGACCACGGGCAUUUGUUCUGGCUUGAUUUGGAAUUUGGGCAACCUGCUUUCCAUCAUUGCAAUUCCUGCCAUUGGUUACGGAGUGGCGUAUCCCAUCAUGCAAUGCGCCAUACUAGUCAGUGGCUUGUGGGGAAUUCUAGUGUUUCGAGAAAUCACAAAACCAACUACGAUUCGGGUCUUUUGGAUUGGUGGCAUUGUGUUGGUGUUGGGUGGUUCAUUGUUGGCCAUGGCGCAAUGACAAGCUAUCUAUAGAUAGAUCUACUAUAUUCUAAUCUCAUCAUACCUCU
Molecule: messenger RNA, 1246 nt
Organism: Seminavis robusta
Lineage: Eukaryota; Bacillariophyta; Bacillariophyceae; Naviculales; Naviculaceae
Source: the annotation of a GenBank genome assembly